CUGCCAGUCGAUCGCGGGACGUCCACGGAGUGGUACGCGUGUCGCCGUCUGUACCACUUGCGACGAUCGUAAUUGAGCGCGCGCCUUCAAACUUACGAACGGUUACCACGCACACCGGCGCCAAUAGGACUUUUGACCAGACUCGCUUAGGACAACAUGUGCUGGAUUAACGUGCCUCUUCCUGUAGUGUUCGAACAGGUGCAGCCCGCAAACGGCAGAUAGUGUUGCGGCUAGACCGCUAGUGAACUCGGUGACUGUGUAAACGUUGUUGCGGUUGAACGCCGGUAGGAUUUGCAAUAAACAGCCGCUACGUGCGGCCGAGUAUGACGAUGGACCAGCAGACAGGCCUCAUGUCCCUCAACAUGUCCCCGUUCGAUCUGAGCCCGGGACCUGAAGGCUCGGGUUCGGGCGGCGGGCCCUCGGGAACUUCCCAACAGUAUGUGCCACAAGGCGCCGCCUACCAGUGCGGGCCGGAGCAGCAGUCUUUCGGCUACGCCAAUUUGGAUCCUUCUUAUCUAUUUCCCACAGGCGCCGGCGGCGAGGCUGGGGCCUACCUCCCGGCGACCGGCGCGGUGUGCGACCAGACCGACACCAAGGAUGUCAUCGAGGAACUGUGUCCCGUGUGUGGAGACAAAGUCAGUGGAUACCACUAUGGCCUGCUCACAUGCGAAUCAUGUAAAGGAUUUUUCAAGCGGACCGUACAAAAUAAGAAGGUGUACACAUGCGUCGCAGAACGAGCAUGUCAUAUAGACAAGACACAGAGGAAACGCUGUCCCUUUUGCCGAUUUCAGAAGUGUCUGGAUGUCGGCAUGAAGCUUGAAGCUGUUCGAGCAGACCGUAUGCGGGGAGGGCGAAACAAAUUUGGCCCUAUGUACAAACGAGACCGCGCUCGCAAGCUUCAAAUGAUGCGGCAGAGGCAGAUAGCAGUGCAAACACUGCGAGGAUCGAUCGGAGACGGUAGCCUCGUUCUAGGCUUCGGCUCUCCGUACGCGUCAGUACCAGUGAAGCAGGAGAUUCAGAUACCGCAGGUGUCAUCGCUGACGUCGUCGCCAGAGUCGUCGCCGGGCCCGGCGUUGUUGGCCGCGCAGCCGCAGCCGCAGCAGCCGCCACCGCCUCCCGCGCACGACAAGUGGGAGGCGCACUCGCCGCACUCGGCGUCGCCCGACGCCUUCGCCUUCGACGCUCCCGCCACCAACGCCGCCACGCCCUCCAGUACAGCCGAGCCCACGAGCACGGAAACCCUGCGAGUCUCGCCCAUGAUCCGCGAAUUCGUCCAGACCAUUGACGACCGCGAGUGGCAGAACUCACUCUUCGGACUCUUGCAGAGCCAAACUUAUAACCAGUGCGAAGUUGAUCUCUUCGAGUUAAUGUGUAAAGUGCUGGACCAAAACUUGUUCUCUCAAGUGGACUGGGCGCGAAACACCGUGUUCUUUAAGUAUUUAAAGGUUGACGAUCAAAUGAAGCUGCUACAGAACUCGUGGUCAGACAUGCUGGUGCUAGACCACCUGCACCAGCGCAUGCACAACGGGCUGCCGGACGAGACGACGCUGCACAACGGCCAGAAAUUCGACCUCAUCUGCCUGGGGCUGCUGGGCGUGCCCGCGCUCGCCGACCACUUCAACGAGCUCCAGAACAAACUGGCCGAACUCAAAUUCGACGUUCCAGACUACAUCUGUGUUAAAUUCCUACUUCUGCUUAAUCCCGACGUGAGGGGCAUCGUGAACGUCAAGUGCGUUCGAGACGGCUACCAGACGGUGCAAGCUGCGCUUCUAGACUACACGCUCACCUGCUAUCCAAAUAUACAGGACAAGUUCGGCAAGCUGGUGACGGUGGUGCCGGAGAUCCACGCGCUGGCGUCGCGCGGCGAGGAGCACCUCUACCAGCGGCACUGCGCGGGUCAGGCGCCCACGCAGACGCUGCUCAUGGAGAUGCUCCAUGCGAAACGCAAGCCGAACGGAGGCGAAAUGGUUAACCGGAGUGCCGAGCACACGUCGACCCUAGACCGAUUGUGCGGUUUCCUGCCAAGCGACGCCAUUGACCCGCAUUCGCCCAUUUAGAAUCUUGAAGUUCCAGUGAAGGGUAAGGUUAAGACCGAAGAAGCGCCAAGCGCCCCGACACAUCAGAUAAAACGUUGUUCGACAAACUUUACUUAUUAACUUAGUUUUAGUUUGUAAUUUGGUGUGUGAUUAUAUAAGUUAUUGCGCUGAGCGCCGGCCGAGCGGUGCGGCGCGUGCCUAGUCCGAAUACAUAAAACAAAUAUUUAUCUACCUAAUAUCUACAUAACAUGAAUACAGAAAUAUUUAUUUAACAGUAUGUCGUCUUAAUUCAAAUGUGAAUCAAAAUUAUAAUCAGCAAAUUGUACGACUCUGACAUACAAUAUUCAGACGAAUUCUUAAGCCAAGUCAAACAAUACAAAUAUUGUUGUUGCUUACGUUUCCUUGGUUGUUUGUUUUCAUUUAAAGUUUUUAACUUGAAAGUAAGGUUUGGCCGGCUGCGGUCAUGAACUAAACUCGCAACCGACCCAAACGAUCAACCGUAAAUGCAAUAGGUACAAGAAAACUCAACGCGUGAGUAGAGUAGGUAACAAUAAUGAAGAGAUUUGUGUAACUUCUGGGUCAAAUACGAAACAAUUAUGGUGUAUCGAUGGCUUGGCUUAUUUAGCAUAUUCACUGAAAAUAAUUAUUUUAUAUUGUAAAUACAUGUCUUAAUUAUAGAUUCUUUGGACUAUGUUGCUUAGUGAAGAGAAAUAUUACAUACAUAUUUUAGGAAAGCGUCUGUGAUUAUAAACGAAGAAAUUUGAUGAAAAACCGUUUUUAAUGUUAGUUGAAAAGUAUGUAUAAUAAUAGUUGUUAGUUUUAUUACGGUAACUAUAGUACGAGUAUGUUUGGUUUUGCGCGCUACUGCUAGCGCCGCCUUUUCUUAUCUAUUGUUCAAAAUUAUAAAUACACAAAUGAUAAUUAUUUUAGUAAUUUUGAGGCACUUAACAAGUAGUAAAGUGUGUGUUCUAUGGUGAUAUAUUGUAUAGGUCACGUGGUCGGCUCGACGCAGCGCAGCACGCCGGCGGACCGCGCAGACAAGCCCGCGCACGCGCGCGCGCGGCGGCUUAUAGGAUUCACUAUUGCAGAUUUUAUUGAGAGUUGGCAUAUAACAUUUUAAAAGUUUUAUUCUAACUAUAAGACCAAUUGUGCAAGGUUAAAUUCGUGUUUAAAAUUAACCCUCAAAUAUUUAUAUUUGUUGUAUUAUAAUGUCAAAUUAUGUUAUCGGCCAUACCAGUACAAAUUAUAAUCCUUGUUAAAACUAACUAGCACAUUUACAGUGAUUAAAUAUACUUAUACUAUUAUAAAUUAUGUAAAUUAACCUUCAUCGUACCUACUGAAAGAAGCCUUAAAAAUCAUAGAUUUUUAAAAGAUAAUAUGGGUACUAGUUUCUACUGGCCAACGGCCAAGGAAAAUGAUGUAUUUUUAUAAAAAAUAUUGUUCUUUAUUAACAUAUAAAAUAUGUUAAAAUGAAAGUACAUUAUUUCGUAUUUUUCUAUCAUAUAGUAGUGUACGUAAAGAAAUGAAAUGAUCAAUCUGUAAGUGAAAGUGGUUAUAUAUAAUAUUGUUAUCACUGUGUAUUAUGUAGGUACCUGCGCUGCAAUUUCUUUUGGGAUCUUUUAUUAUUGUAACAUAAGGUUAGUAGAGCGACAGCCGCCGCGCCCCGCCCGCGCGCACCCGCAGCGGGCGGUGCGCGGCGGCCGCCGCGGCGCGCCCAGUGCGUCGCGUCUCUAGAUGGUUUAAAUUAAUCGAACAUGUGAUUGACGGUUUGUGUAAGUAAAUGUUAAUAUUAUAUACCUAUAUUAUAGUGUCAUUGCACCAAGUGCGACGGUACCGUAAGCCGCAUCAACGAGUAGUAGAUUAGUACAUGUUGGGUAAUGUUAUUUUCAUAUUUGACUUGGCGGCUCUUGUAUAAAAUUAUUGCACCGUGUUUUUAUAUUUAAUACCGUCCAGUGAACACUGUAAAUUUAUUCUCAUGACAUAUUUUAGAGAUUUAUUUGAAUUAAGUAAUAGCGAAAUUUUAAGUAAUGAUCCAGUGGUAAUCAGACCAAAAGGAACAUUUCGAGAAUAUAUUAAUUAAGUACAGUUUUUUCGCACACGUUUUAUUCACAAGCAUGAAUACUAAAAGACGUUCGUUAUCUAAGUCUUUAGUAGCAAUUAUCUGAUACAAAAAUUGUAGCAUAAAUUACUAAACGAUAGCACAUAGAAUGGUUUAACGAACAAUUGGGAUUUUUAUAAUGUUUGUGACACAAUAUGAAAAGUUCCUCUCGAUCUGUCGUCCGACCUGGCCGCCCGAGACACGAGUGCGACACGGCACUAUCUUAUAAUUAGUGAUACUGGUCCGAGUCACCUUCUUAUUAAUAAUUUAGUUUGCAACAGAACAAUAGUUACCACCUAUUGUUGAUAUAUGUUAGACAUAUAUACACAAUACACAUAGCAACCCGACACGUACUGUAUGAAGGGUAGUACCUGCUUUAAAGUAACUGUAAAAAAAAGAGUUCCUUCUAAUGUUGUUGUGGUAAUUUUAUUACAAAAACAUUACCUCCUGUCUGUAUCAUUGAACAACCGAAUAAUAUUUUAUUGUAUAUAGGUAUAGCGCAUAAAAUGUUUGUAAGUUGCGUCGCGCGUUUGUUGAACGUCCAUCCCCACUUUUGUAACCACGUACGAUCAGUUUCAGUUAUCGUGUAGCUCUUCCGUUACUAACACACUGCUAGCGGUUACUCGUGUUUUGUAUACAUGCUUUAUCAUUUUAUAUUGCGUAUUACCUACUCUUUUUAUAUUUCUAAUUAUCAUUUUUAUCAUCAUGUAAUUAGAUUCAGAGAUGUUUUGAUUAUUGAAAAAGAGAUUCUUAUAUCCAGUUUUGGAUCAGCAACAAGCAGGGCCUGAGCGGGUGUAAUGGUUAUAUGUAUUUAUGGCAUUGUGCAAUAGGCGUUGCGACUCUGGCGUAGCCAGAUGAAUGGGGUGCUCCUGGGCUGUGCCGAGCCUGUCCGGGUUGGUUACUCUACUCGGUAAGGACACUCGUCUGGCUCUAUGUUUCACUAUCUCUCCUACCUUCUUGGAUAAAAUAUCAAAAACCAUUUAUACCACAAUUUUUGAUUCCUUUGUUGUUUAUUUAAUUUUACCGAAUAUGUUACCAUUUAUACAGUAUUUAUUUGUACGUGAUUUUGCAGUUUAAUAUUUAACGUAACAGUAUUAAUGUUUUGUACCAGAUAUAUUCCGUAUACCGCGCUAAUACGGGGAAUCAAGUAUUGUUGUAUCGUGAGUGAUGACUGCCAUACCUAUAGUUAGACUACAGUUCAAGAGAAAUGUAAUUACCAGCGCGUACCUAGUUGAUAUUAGCUAUCUUAGAAUGAAUACGACAUGAUUUAAAUAUAUAUAUUAUAUCUAGGUACCUUCUAUUUUGAAAGGAGUGAGACAUCAGUUAGUUUAAUAUAAGUUAUGUUCCGGUGUAAAGUGAUAUGGCACAAGCAGCAGACUGGGUAGCGCGGAGCGACACAUGCUUUUUACGGGGUCUAUACAAGAAGUAUAACUUCUUUUAGAAUUGUAUUGCCUUUUUUACUUAGGUCGAUCGGAAAACCGCGUAAACAAACAUACGGUACGGUAGUCGGGCGUCAAAUCUACGCGAGAACUUUGCGUUGGCUCCGAGACGCACGAGUUUCAGGUACAAACAUGUAUCUUUUUGUGAUAUUAUAAAUCGCGCGUAGGUUGUUACGUACAUUAAACGUGAAAUACAAUCGAUGAAGGUCCAAGGUGAAGUGCAUGGUUACAGAGUGGCGUGCCAUUAGUUAGGUUAUUGUACAGGGUUCGCGACAGUGUUGGUCUGGAGACGCCCAGCCUUCCAUUCUCCACAAGUACAAUAUUUCUGUUUUCUCGAUGGAACUACUAAUUUAGACAAUAAACGGUUCAACAAUAAGGUGCCAGUGUUCAUAAGUUAAUUUUAGCUUCAGUUAGUCAGUUUAAUCGCUAUUUCACUUUUUGUUAUCUGCUUAUUUUUAUCGACAACAAUUUCAUUAUUGAGUAAGAGUUAUUCUAUACAUAUAAACAUUAAACCUACUAUUUACUUUUUAAAGUUAGGUUGUAAUAUAUAGAUUAAAGUUGUAUUUUAAUGUCUGUGUAAGGAAUAUCUAUAUUUAUAAAUUACAAUGUAAGUACAUAUUUGAAAAUAUACACUUGGUGUGUUAUAAAUGUACAUUUGAGUUGAGCUGUAAGCGAUGAGUGGUCAGGCGGAGUCGCUUCGCUCAGAUUCGGCGACGACACGCGCGCGUGCGCGUCGCACACAUUCCAAAAUAACGCUAAUGGUAACGCUACAUGAGGCGAUCCAAUUUGUAAGUUAACCACUUUGUUGUUCAUUAACGAUAAGUUAGAUUUAAUCUCAGUCGAUGUGUUGUUUAACUUUAAUCUGUGUAUAGUAUUCUCUCGGUUAAGUUUUCGUGAGGACGUGAAUUUGAGCGAAUUGACAUGCCGUUGCCUGGAGGGUUCAUAUUAGCUAAUAAGUCUUUUAAGGACCUAAACAUUAAUUUCUGUUGCACCUAACUUUAUUUUGCAAGCCUGUAUUUUCUGAAUCAUGAAUAUUGUAAAUAUAGUUAGGUCAAAGUAAACAGUUUUACUCGAGCUAUUAAAAGGUUAUUUUAUUGUUGAUUCUGAAUAAUGGGCUAAAGGAUACCAAUGCAAUUCGCAUUUGCUGUUAGUAUAUUAAAAAUUGUUCUAUUUGAUGCGAUACAGUAUACGGCUGUUCACGUGUCACUGUGGUCUGAGGGCGAGGAACGCACCUCGCAACUCGGCGGCCCAGCCGCUCGACGUAUCAUAAUAUACAUAAGUACACCUCUAAGUUACGCCAUACGGCUUGUUGUAAGGCUGAAGCAUUCUGACUGAACGUGGGCGAUGUGAUCGCUGUUUUUGUGGCUUCAAAACGGAAGGUAGCAUCACACUUUUGUCUAAGCAUCACGACUUUUUCAUCAAAACAUGAUUUUAUUAAAUUAAUUAGCCACGGGCGCAGUAACACAUUACUCUAUAUAAUUUGUAAAUAUAAAUGAGCGCUAGUAAUGUUUUUACGUCAAUCAUUUAUCAUUAAAGAUGUCAAAUACGAUAUAUUUGUGUUGGGUUUACUGGCAGAAAAUUUAUACUAUUUCCUUGCUAUUCUUUAGGUACAACUUUAAAAUACUGUUAUUUAAAGUUUAUAUUUAUUGUGCCCCUGUAAGCUCUUCUUAACAACGCGAAUUAAUAAAUAUAUAAUAUAGAGACUAAUUUUAACAGUGGCUACUUACCGCCUGCGGUCCUUAAGACGACUUGCCUAGUUGUCAUUUUGAAUUUAUAGUACGUUUUGAUGUCACCGCAAUACAGUUUCAGUUGGAGUGGAUUCGCCGGGAUAAAGUACUAUAGCCACGCUACACUGUGUCAUUACCUCACAUUACGUCUUUUAUACCAUUAUAAGGUAAAAUAGUUAAUGUUGUCACUAAUUCUUUAAACUUAUUUUAAUUGUAAAUUUUGUUUAGAGAUGUCUAAGUUUGUAAGUGUAAACACGACCUAUUUUUAGUCGGCAACAUAGAUACAUGUAUAGCGGCGCGCCGUCGUUUGGGCUGUGUGUCGCUGUGUAUUUAUUUCCAUGGUGAUCAAGAAACAUUGUGAGACGCUCGCGCGCGCCGGCGGCGGGGGCCGCGCUCUCGCCGCCCGCGCCGCCCGUUAUUGUAGAAAUAAAUGAUAUUUUCGUUUACA
Molecule: messenger RNA, 7748 nt
Organism: Cydia fagiglandana
Lineage: Eukaryota; Metazoa; Arthropoda; Insecta; Lepidoptera; Tortricidae
Gene: ftz-f1
Product: nuclear hormone receptor FTZ-F1
Exons: 8
Coding region: 324-2057 (577 amino acids)
Biological process (GO): hormone-mediated signaling pathway; regulation of transcription by RNA polymerase II; tissue development
Cellular component (GO): RNA polymerase II transcription regulator complex
Molecular function (GO): zinc ion binding; nuclear receptor activity; RNA polymerase II cis-regulatory region sequence-specific DNA binding
Source: RefSeq, a predicted model, not a curated record